AUGAUGUUGACGCAUACUGAAUUUCGGUAUUUAGCUUUGAUCCUGAUGAUCAAGGCUUCGACAGAGCUGUUUUAUAAUCAACUCAAAUUUAGUCCAUGUGCAACAUGGAAUCCGAACGCGACUACUUUCGCGAACAGCGUUAUACUACGCGCUAAACCUUGGAUAUUAUCUGUUAGUACUAACAACACUCUCUUCGUUAAUCUUGGAAAUAACAAUACGGUUCUGACAUUGUUCGAAAACGGUAGUGUCAUAGCACAAAAUAUGUCACACGGCUUAAAUAGAUCUUACGGCAUUUUUUCCACGAGCAAUAAUGAGGUUUAUGUUGACAACGGCGAGUUGAAUCAUCAAGUCAAUAAAUGGAUCUUGAACAUGACGACUCGUACAAUCGUUAUGAAUGUAUCCGAUCGAUGUCUAAGCUUAUUUAUCGAUAUGAAUGAUACUCUCUAUUGCUCAAAUGUUCGGCUACAUCAAAUCGUGAAAGUCUCUCUUAGCGAUGCUCCUGAUAAUGUAUCAGUUGCAGCUGGUAAUGGUACUUCAGGAUCCACAGCUACGCAAUUGUAUACCCCUGGUGGAAUCUUUGUCGAUGAAAAUUUUAAUUUGUAUGUAGCUGAUUACGGCAACGAUCGGAUUCAACUUUUUCAAUGGAACCAACGGAAUGGAACGACAGUUGCAGGCGAUGGAGCACCUGGCACGAUCACGCUCAGUGGCCCAUCUGAUAUCAUUCUCGACGGCAAUCAAUACAUGUAUAUCACUGAGUUAUACAAUGCUCGAAUCAUUGCGUCAAGUCCCUAUGGUUUUCGAUGUCUGGUCGGAUGUACAGGCAUAAACGGUUCAGCAGCGAAUCAACUCUUUGGACCAACCAGUCUCGCUUUUGAUAGCUACGGUAAUAUUUUUGUUGCUGAUCGAGAUAAUGGUCGAAUACAAAAAUUCCUACUGAGCACAAAAUCAUGCGAAGUGUCGUACAAUCAACCACAGUUUUGUUCAUCUGCACAGUGGCGAUCUGAUGGCGUCACUUUUGCGAAUAAGAGUACAAAUGAUAGUUUGCCUCUGUCUGUUUUUGUUGAUACUAACAAUACUAUUUUUCUCACCACAAACAUACCCAAUCAAGUGGAGAUAUGGCUCGAAGGAAGCACAAGCCCGAUAGAAAACAUUUCUUUUGGUUCUUAUAUACCGCGUACUGUCUUUGCUGCCUUGAAUGGCGACACUUAUAUUGUUAAUGAUAGCUACGAAGUCCAGAAGUGGUCAUGGAAUUCAGCAAACGUCGCCAUUGCCAUGAACACCAAUGCUACUUGCUGUAGUCUUUUCAUCGACUUUAACAAUACUCUGUACUGUUCUUUGACAAUCUAUAACAUCGUUGUCAAAAAAUUCCUCAGCGAUAGUGCCAAUACGUUCUCACUCGUUGCUGGCAAUGGUUCCAUGGGUUCAGGACCCAAUACACUUAGUGGUCCUAUGGGAAUAUUCGUUGAUAUACUAUUGAAUUUAUUCGUGGCGGACUUUUCGAACAACAGAAUUCAGCACUUUCGAUAUGGUGAACUGAAUGGAACAACAUUGGCAGGAAAUGGAUCUUCGAAAACAUUCUCACUUUUCCAGCCGAUAGCAGUUCUCGUUGACGCUGAUGACUAUCUCUUCAUUUUGGAAUACUUUCAUAGUCGCAUAGUACGAGUCGGACCAGGACCCAGCGAUUACCAAUGCGUAGUUGCAUGUACACAGUCCAGUGGCUCGAAUGCUGAUCAAUUGUUACUACCCUACAGUUUUACCUUUGACAACUACGGUAAUAUCUUUGUUGCUGACUAUGGAAACUAUCGAACCAAAAUAUUCUUCUUCAUGAAAGACUCGUGUGAUGUAUCAUCAGUUUCUCAAACUACAGCAUCAUUAAUAACAUCAGAAUUGACAAAUUAUACUCAAAUGUGGAAUUCUUCCUCGUCCUUUCCCAUCAUAACAUCUUCUUGUUCAUCAUCUGCGCAGAUUGGCUCCUAUUGUAAUCAAUCUAAUCUUCCUUGUGAUGUUUUGCAACCAUGUCAAAACAAUGGUAGCUGUAUUGAUAAUAGUACCGCAUCGAACGGCUACACAUGUCAGUGUUUACCUGGUUUUGUUCAAAUAAAUUGUCAAUAUGACAGUCGACUUUGUCGGUCAGACACUUGCUUCAAUAACGGUAUAUGCAAUCAAACAUCGAAUACGACAUUUUCCUGUUUAUGUUCAGCUGGUUGGGAAGGUCAUCGUUGUCAAACAAAAAUAAACUAUUGUGCCAUUGCCACAUGCUACAACAAAGGUGUUUGUCAAGCUCUGCUACUUAAUUAUACAUGUUUAUGUCUCGGCGACAGCUAUUCGGGUCGCCAUUGUGAAAUCACUCAAAAUCGAAUUAGUCAACUUCAAACUGUUUCGAAGUCAUUUGCAUUUGCUGCCAUUGUCGCGAUGAUUACUGCGGCAUUGUUUGUUAUCAUAUUGGAUGUGUUAAAAUACGGCUUUGGCUUUGACUCAGCUGAUGCAGAACGUCGAUCACGAAAGCGAAAGAAACCUAUUUGUAUUGUAAGAUUUAUUUAUGUUAACCCACCUGUAAAUGAAACAACAGUUUGA
Molecule: messenger RNA, 2574 nt
Organism: Adineta ricciae
Lineage: Eukaryota; Metazoa; Rotifera; Eurotatoria; Adinetida; Adinetidae
Source: the annotation of a GenBank genome assembly